AUGGUACGGGUGGACGUAUCAAGUGUGGAAUUAAAUUUCUCCCAUAUCACAUGUUCGGUCUUUAAAAUGUUCGACCUAAUAUUAGCUUUCCUGGGCUUUUGGGUAGUCGUUCACACCUUCUGUCAUCUGAUCCGACAAAGAUUUCACUCAAAGCAAAGCCUGACGAAUAACUUUAUUCGAAGGACGACGAAUGCUCCCAUAUCGCUAUACCACCAAACAGCUUUUAAGCCAGCAUACCAUAUUUCAAAUCGACCUUUCAAUGUACGAUUUUGGACCAAUGUACUCAAUCCGCGCUUCGAGUCCCUCGCUAACCGAACACCCAAAUUCUGGAGAAUCUGGUUUGACGUUGGGGUAUUCGUCGGGCUGCUGACCAUGAUUGCUGGGAUCAUCAUAAUGACGGUGGCAGGUUGGAGGCUAUUGGUUGAGUUAUUCGGUGUCUACUGGAAGGUUGAGACCGAAUUUCCUGAAGUUCAAACAAAAUUUGUAAAAAGGGGUUUUGAAGACGAAAAUAGCGUCCAACAUGAGAAAGACAAAAGCAAUCAAGUUUUCGUUCCUGUGAUCCCCGGCAUCACCUUACCAAUUUCACAUUUUGCAUAUUACCUCAUUGCGCUAUUGAUAUGCGGAGUGAUUCAUGAAGCGGGUCACGCGAUUGCGGCCGAAACGGAGAAGCUAAAAAUCGAAUCUACAGGAUUAUUCUUAUACAUCCUUUAUCCUGGUGCAUUCGUGGAGUUUAAUCUAGAUUCCUUGGAGAGACGUGAUUGUCGUAAAAAACUUCGUAUAAUAUGCGCCGGAGUCUGGCAUAACAUAGUGGUAUUCCUGAUAGGUUAUCUUGUGCUCAAUUCUGGAUUUUUUGUUGGUUUUCUAAGUCAUACAGCAUGGAGGUCAGUCGAUGGUAUAGGGGUCAGCGUUGUUUCUGUCGAAGAGGCAAGUCUGAAUACCCCUUUGUUCGAUUAUAUCCAGCCUUCUAUGCUCAUAACAAAGUUAGAUGAUUAUGAACUGAUAGAAUCUCUAGAUAGUUGGAACAAUUACUUGCUGGAAAGAUCAAAGAUGAAUGUUAAUCACGCCGGAUUUUGUUCUUCCGAAAGGGAUAUAAUGUCAUCGAUGGAUUGCUGUGAAAUUUCGGAGGAUCACCCUUAUGGAAAUGAGAGAGACAAAGGCAUUUCAUGUUUCAAGCGGAUUGACAAGAAAAAAGAGGAGAAAGUCUGUCUGAAAACCAUUCCCAUUCUCGUAAAUGUUAACGAACAACGGUGUUUCAGAGAUGAUGAUUGCGAUCGAACCCUACCUAUGUGCGUGUUACCAUACACACCGACUGGAUUUCCGAAACCGCUUAGAAUUUAUUAUAAAGACGCUCCAUGGUCUGAGAAGGAGGACGCAGAGAACGAAAAGGUUCUUUUGUUUCUUGGAGAGUUUGAGGACGUUUGGGAAAUUGUACAGGUUAGCAGCAUUCAACCCAGAUGGUCAUGGGUGCCCCUAUGGAUCCCAGAAUCUUUGGAGUUGAUUCUAAGAUACAUUACAUCAUUCUCGUUAGCACUGUGCGUUAUAAACAUAUUGCCAGCAUUUCAAUUGGACGGGCAUCAUGCCUUGAGAUCAUUGUUAUCGGCCUAUUACGACCGAAGUGAAGGUGCAUCAACCAAUAAUAAGUCAAAGGAACGAGAAAAAAGGAUAGAAAAUGGAAUAAUCUACUUCGUUACAGCGUUAGUUGGAUGGGUGGUUAUAGGAACUCUGUUUUCGGGAUUAUUUUAA
This is a messenger RNA of Acaulospora morrowiae, 1743 nucleotides long. The record is from the annotation of a GenBank genome assembly. Lineage: Eukaryota; Fungi; Glomeromycota; Glomeromycetes; Diversisporales; Acaulosporaceae.